This is a messenger RNA of Dioscorea cayenensis subsp. rotundata (Guinea yam), 1951 nucleotides long. Its product is annotated as scarecrow-like protein 23. The record is from RefSeq and is a predicted model, not a curated record. Gene Ontology annotation, biological process: leaf development; regulation of DNA-templated transcription; bundle sheath cell fate specification. Gene Ontology annotation, cellular component: nucleus. Gene Ontology annotation, molecular function: DNA-binding transcription factor activity; sequence-specific DNA binding. The transcript has a single exon. NCBI's taxonomy places the organism in Eukaryota, Viridiplantae, Streptophyta, Magnoliopsida, Dioscoreales, Dioscoreaceae. Bases 238 to 1599 code for a protein of 453 amino acids.
AAUCAUUAAACAUAGCAAAACGACGAACAAGGACGGCAGCUGAUGAACGCUACGUCGAACUCAAGAUGACGAUGAAAUUAGCACAAAACCCCCUGUAAUUUCUUAUAUUACCAAAAAAGUCCAAUUUCAAGGACCUAUUAUAAAUAAAGUUUAGGUGUCACGUACCUAUAUAUAAUUGUGGCUCAUAAUUCAUCUCUCUCUGAGCUUCAUCACUCCAUUUCGAAUCCCUUCCCGAUCAUGCUCCAGAGCCUUCUCCCCCACUCGCCGCCGAUCAAUGCCAACUCCGAUCCAUCGCCGGCAUCGUCUCCGAUGAGCGCGAAGCGCUCGGCCUCCGGCGAGCUCCACGGCGACGACGAUGAUCAGGGCGGCGCGAGGAAGAAGCGCUACCUCCAUGACGGGGAGGAAGACGAGGAUGGGACGGUGCCGGAGAUGGAGAGAGGGCGGAGAGGAGCUGAGUCACGUGGGCUCCGGCUUCUCGGAUUGCUCCUUCAGUGCGCGGAGGCGAUCGCUAUGGAUCGGCUUACUGAGGCGAGAGACAUCCUCCCGGAGAUCUCCGAGCUCGCGUCGCCGUUCGGGUCAUCGCCGGAGCGUGUGGCGGCGUACUUCGCUGAGGCGUUGAACGCCCGGAUCGUGAGCUCGUUCCUUGGGACCUAUUCGCCGUUGGCGCUCAAAUCGCUGACGAUGGAGCAGAGCCGGCGGAUCUCGCAGGCGUUCCAAUCCUACAACUCGAUCUCGCCAUUGGUGAAGUUCUCGCACUUCACGGCGAAUCAGGCGAUCUUUGAGGCGUUGGAAGGGGAGGAUCGCGUGCAUAUCAUCGAUCUGGAUGUGAUGCAAGGGCUUCAAUGGCCGGGGCUCUUCCACAUCCUCGCAUCGCGCCCGGCCAAGAUCCGAUCCCUUCGCAUCACCGGCCUUGGAUCUUCGAUCGAGCUUCUCGAAGCCACCGGUCGCCGCCUCACCGACUUCGCUGCCUCCCUGGGUCUCCCCUUCGAGUUCCAACCCCUUGAGGGCAAGAUAGGGCACAUCACCGACCCGGCAGCACUCGCCCCGCGAGAUUGCCGAGAGGUCACCGUCGUUCACUGGAUGCACCACUGUCUCUACGACGUCACCGGUUCCGAUCUCGGCACCAUCCGGCUUCUCAAAGCCCUGCGGCCGAAGCUCAUCACCGUUGUCGAGCAGGACCUCAGUCACGCCGGUGACUUUCUCGGUAGGUUCGUCGAAGCCCUCCACUACUACUCCGCCCUCUUCGACGCUCUCGGCGACGGCGCCGACGGUGACAACGCCGACCGCCACGCCGUCGAGCGGCAACUCCUCGGCUCAGAGAUCCGCAACAUCGUCGCAGUCGGCGGCCCCAAGCGCACGGGCGAGGUGAAGGUAGAGAGAUGGGGAGAUGAACUCCGGCGAGCAGGGUUCCGGUGGGUAUCCCUCUCCGGAAGCCCAGCGGUGCAGGCAAACCUCCUUCUCGGCAUGUUCCCCUGGAAAGGCUACACUCUCAUAGAAGACGGUGGUUGUUUGAAGCUUGGUUGGAAGGAUCUCUCCCUUCUCACCGCCUCCGCCUGGCAUCCCGGCCCCUCCACCGCCGCCGCCGACGAGGAGCUCUAAAAGAGGUACGCGUUCUUCUUUCUCUGAAUCUCCACCAUUGCUCCUCUUUCUCCUUUUCUUCCUCCUCUUUGUUGAAAAAAGCUUCAUAGAGUUCAGUGUGAUAAAAGAGUGAUAGUUAUCAUUGAUCACUGUUCACUAAGAAAGAGGUACAAAAAGGGGAAGAUGAGUGAAAAAGGCAAGAGUUUUUAGAACCAAUGAAGGAAAAGGGGGAAUGAUCCUUCAUUGAUUGAUUACUUUGUAGUUUGAGUGAGAAAAAAAAAAAGGGGGGGAUCUUCUUGUUUUAGUGCUAGAAAAGUAGCAAGUAAUAAACUUUGGGUUUGUUUAUAUAUAUAUAUAUUUUAUAUUUAUUAUA